AUGCAGACGAACUGCGUUGAGAUGCUCCUGGACGGUGUUCACUUGCCACCACGGCUAGUGGCUGCUUCCCUCCGCUGCGUCAUACACACUCUCCUUAUGCUGCGUCUCCCGCAUGGCGAAGCCGUAGAGGGGGGACGGCGACGGGAGUCAGAGAGACAGCCAAAGGGUUCAAAGGGUGCCCCAUUAUCACUUGGUGGCUCCAUCAGCAAAGGACCUUCCGGGUUAAAGCCGUUGCAACGAGCAGUCGCAGUAGCGGCGGGCUGUACAACGCCAGCAGAAAUGGCAGUGGCAGAAAGAUCCCUGCCCAUGGGGAAAGAUGAUCAUCAACAGGAAGGAAACAUCUUCAGUCACUCUUAUGGAAGCCAGCACGCCGAUCUACCCUCGCUGACACGGGGGUGUACAGCAAUCCAGGAAGCUAGGCUGAGGAGCAGGAUGACCUCAACGCGGCCUAUAACCGACAUCUCCGGCAGCCACUGCAGUAAAUGCGGGCAGGGGGGCUGCCUCUGUGCUGGAAGCGGCACAAAUAGCAACAGUGUUAGCUGCCGUUGCUCUAACGGAUUUGUGACAGGAGAGACACCGGAUUUGCGCUUGCACGCGCAUGCAUCCCCCCCCUUGUCUGUGAUGUACCUAAGGGUCUGCGAGGCGCCACAGCUGACUGAAGAAGUCGAACAGAAGCUGCGCACAUUCAUAGGGAUCGUUGAGAGUGGCGCGACUAUCCAGCAGCGGCGGAACUCUCGGCAGCAGCAGCAGCGGCGGCACCAGCAACAGGUGUAUACAAUGGCGAUAGUGCUGUACGUGCAUCGAGCGAGGGCUUUCGGGUUCCUUCCCUCCUCUAUUGAGCGCGUAUCCUUUGAGCGGUGGCUACUCCCGAUUUCCAUUUGCUGGUGUACCCAAAGUUGCAUGCGCUGCUGCCGCAGUAGCGGCAGCAGCAGGCAGAGUUCGAGGCAUCGAAACAACACCAGUUGCUGCUGCGACACGACGGAGUGCUGCCAGAUGAGGAGUGCAGGCGUGAGGAACACGUGCAGCGCCGCAGCAGAAGAGCACGAAGGCAGAGGGAUGUCUGAUCUCGAACACAGCAAAAUGCAGUCAGCGCACCAGCAUCAGCAGCAGCAACAGUUUGCGGAGUGUCUGGCGUGGGAGUUGCAGCAGCAGCAGGAUGCGGAGAAGGCGGUGCGGCGCGUCCUGUUUGCAAUCGUCGAGAUGGCAACCGCCAGGCAGUUCCACUUGCCGCCCCCCAGUGCCAGCCUGCAACGAUACGGUUACGACGUGAGCAUCAGCAGCAACAUGGGGUCUCUUCUAGGCGAAUGGGCUCUACAGCUGCCACAGGCCGUCCGUUUCUUCUGA
This is a messenger RNA of Cyclospora cayetanensis, 1344 nucleotides long. RefSeq lists its product as uncharacterized. The transcript is spliced from 4 exons. NCBI's taxonomy places the organism in Eukaryota, Apicomplexa, Conoidasida, Eucoccidiorida, Eimeriidae. The record is from RefSeq and is a predicted model, not a curated record. The coding region runs from base 1 to 1344 and encodes 447 amino acids.